CAUCGUCAUCUGCAACACACGCACAACAUUAGCAUUUUGGCAGUCUCACUCCGCCGUAAGUUUUUUCGGUCGAGAUCUUCCACCGUAUCAAACUUUCUGGCCAACAGCGCGCACACAAAAAUCGUCUCAAGUAUUUGACUUGUAAACGAGUAUGAAGUAUCGUAAGAAUCGCCGACAUCUCUGUCAGUGGUUUCGGGAUUAAUUAAUGCAAAGAGUCGAACAGUGGAACUGGCAGAACGGAUCGGGAUUGAUGCCCAAAAAGAAUUUUCUCAGGAAAAUGAUAUCGCUGUUUGGUUAGCAAGAAAAUUAAGAAGAGCUGAAGAGGUAAGUGCGAAAUCAGUUAAGGAUUACGACAAAAAAUGUUAGUGGUCUGUGUUGGUGGAGGUGGAGAGAGGUAUUUAAUGCGAAUACUGAUAGGCCCAGGUGGUGUUACUGCGGAAAGAGCCGUUUCUUACUCCAUCAGAUCAGUCGGUAUUACUUACAGGGGAGGCUUUUUAGCUGGUGUUUGUGUAGAGAGUAGAGACCUCCAGACCUCCUAAUUCAUCUUCCAGGGUGUUGUGUGUGUUAUUUCUCCAGCCUCUUCACAACCUGAAGGUUCUCUGUUUCUAUUUUCACUGAUUUCUCUGUUUUUUGAUCUCUCUUUCUAGCUCUCCUGUUUUUCCCCCUAAGAACACGAGUUACACUAUUGGUUUCCUUUUAUUUGAUCUCCUUUUUUGGUGAAUAUUUUCGUGGAAUUAUAUUGGCCGUGAAAUGAAAACAGGGUGUCCAUCGAAUUUUAAGGGGGGUAGAACUGCUCUGUUUCGGUUGAUCUAGAAGGAUUGGUUGCACAUUCCCGAGUUCUUGCAUGAAGAUAUUGCUCAUAAUAGCUUUGAGGAACUCUCUGAUAUUUCCUAAUACAAGCAAAACAUGAAAUUCGCUAGUGAAGAAGUAUUUUGCCAUGGAACCAUUGGCCAUAAGCCAGAUUCUAAACCUUCUGAUUAUGAUAAGGAUGCAUUGAACGUCACAUGGUUGAAGAGGGGAAAUGAUGUAAUGAAGGAAAAUCAGAAUGAAGUUCUUCGUGAUUUUAAGGCUAAUGAGGCAGAAACAGAUCAAUCACCACACAUGAUGAAUGAUAAAGGUUGGACUGCACCAGAACUUAAUUGUUGUAUGAGGGCUGUGGAAUCCUCUGAAAGGGUGGAAAAUGAUGCCAAAGAUAUAUUGGCAUCUGAAACUCAAUGUCAGAAAAGCAAAUCAUUUGAGGACGCUGCUUUUUUUACGGAGAAAGGUGUUAAGGAUUUUGAUCUGCCAGAAUUAGUUUGCUACAGAGAGAACUCUUACCUUGAUGUCAAGGACAUUUGUGUCGAUGAGGGUGUGCCUUUGAAGGACAAACUUGUGUUUGAAGAUGUUUUCAAUCACAACAACACUUGCACAUUCAUACUUCCUGAGAAGAAUCCAAGCAUUGAAACGAUUGAAGAAAAGUUGGAUAUUGACACAUCUAUUCCCUUUUUGUUGAAAUCUGAAGCAGAUAAGGAUUCCAACAAUGAUUUUGCCAAUCAAUGUGAUAGCAAUGAUUUGAUGUUGAAGGGGGAAGUAAAAAGUGCCACGCCUGGAAAUAGUGCAGAUGAAGUAUCCAAAGAGAUAUUUUCACUUGGAGACUUGUUUUCAAGGAUAGAUUCCAGUGCAGAGGAGUGCAACCUCAAGUCCACCAUUAGUGACCCAGUUGAACUCACACGGCAGUCUAUUCAGGUCUCAAUUGAAAAGACAAAUGAGGCCGGUCCAAUCAUGGUCUCUUCAGCUGAUAAAUCAGAUAAUGACAGAGUGGAGGUAAACUUGGUAACCUCCUCUCAAGUUUCUGGGCCUGACGAAUCUGAAAAUAGCAGCAAGGAAGAAAAACUGGGAAGCGCUGCUCGAGUGUGUGGGUCUGAAGAUUCAACCAAUAGCUGUAUUGCCAAUGAUGUAUCUUACAACAGUAAGGUCGAGACUGGGAGCAUCACUUUUGAUUUUGAUCCUGCUGCACCUACAGCAAGCAGCAGGGAGGAGUGCCCACGAAAUAGUGAUUCUGAGCCUUUUCCGACUCUAAAUUUGUCCGGCAUUGAAGAUGCGAAGAGUCGGCUAGUUUCUAGCCAAGCUCAAGAUAGCUAUGGUGAGACAAGCUUUUCUGCUACUGGUCCUUUAUCUGGAGUGAUUACUUACUCGGGACCCAUAUCAUAUUCUGGCAGCCUCUCUCUCAGAUCAGAUAGUAGCACGACCAGCACUCGUUCAUUUGCCUUCCCCGUAUUGCAGUCUGAGUGGAACAGCAGUCCAGUUAGAAUGGCCAAAGCUGACCGAAGACAUUUACGAAAGAAUAUGGGUUGGAGGCAAGGUCUUCUUUGCUGUAGAUUCUAACUUCUUCUAUAUUAUCAAUAGAUUCGACACGAAAUAUAUAUAUAUAUCAUCAAAAUUUAUACAAGUGGAUUUUAGUAAUAUGAAUAGCCAUAGCCAUACAGUUUCCUCUUAUCCGAGUUGUCGUAUGCAAGUAUGCUUUGAGUUUGUUCUUGUACAUGUUGGUUGAGAAUCUGAAGAUGCAAGAAUAGCUUAUACUUGGAAGAUUUAAAUGUACUACCUUGGUUUGAUUA
Molecule: messenger RNA, 2594 nt
Organism: Tripterygium wilfordii
Lineage: Eukaryota; Viridiplantae; Streptophyta; Magnoliopsida; Celastrales; Celastraceae
Exons: 6
Coding region: 907-2364 (485 amino acids)
Biological process (GO): regulation of asymmetric cell division
Source: RefSeq, a predicted model, not a curated record